UUCACGGUCUUCGCACCCUGUGACAGAGGCUACGCAGAUGGGAAAGUGGUGGGGGCUGAAAAAUUCCACGUUGUUCUGGAGAGUGACACUGUGCGGAAAUAUUUAUGAAAGUUAGGCCGUUUUUGGUAAUUUUUGGUCACAUUGGUAAUUUUAGGGGCUUGUUAAAAUGUAAUAAUUAUGUCAAGCUGAAGUUUUUAAUUAAAAAAUAAGAAAAUAAGCGUAUGGAUUACGUGCAUUGACUAAUGUUGUAUAUAUAUCAAUAUAUUCGAUACCUUUCCAAAAAAUGUGUUUCUACAAUGAAAUUGCUGAUUAAUAAUCAAUGGAGAAUGAAAAGAACAUGUCCACAGAAAAAUGAUCUCUUUGCAAUAACUGCUAGUACGUUGUUGCAAAAUGAAUCGUUUCUAACAAGUGGAUGUUCAGAAAUAGAUUCUGCACUAAGGGGAGGUUUUUCUCGCAAGGGUAUAACUCAAAUUUAUGGAGAAGCUGGUAGUGGAAAAACUCAGUUUGCUCUCCAAUUAUGUCUCACUGUUCAGAUUCCAACGAAAGAAAAUCCACAAACUUCCGGCGCUCUAUAUAUUUGUACAGAGGCUCACUUUCCAACCAAGCGUCUUCAGGAAUUAUUGAAAAAGUCGCAUAUUGCUAAAAAAUAUCCGAUUAGUGGUGACAUGAUAUUCGUAGAACAUGUUCCAACCAUGGAGCAACUGGAAGAGUGCAUAUGUCAAAAAAUUCCCUGCCUUUUGAAACAUCGUAAAAUAGGGCUAUUGAUAGUGGAUUCGAUUGCCGCUCCUUUCAGAGUAGAAUACGACGAAAAAGAAUUAAGAAGCAGGGCUAAAAGUUUAAGAAAAAUUGGUGAACAGCUACGUUUUAUAUCAAAAGAACACGAAGUCUCUGUAAUUUGUAUUAACCAGGUAUCAGCAGUGAUAAAUAAAGAUUUGUUGAACACGAAUGGAAACGGAGAACAACCAACUCUCGGAAUAAUUUGGGCGAGUCUCAUAUCCAAUUCCUUUCAUUUAUACAGAAGAGAUGGUAAUCGUUACUUACGAAUUGUUUAUUCUCCUUACUUGCCUUGCAAAACUAUCAAAUUUGAAAUUCGAGACAUCGGAAUUGUUGGUUUCAAGUAAUUAUAAAUACUCUUUUUUUAUAUAUAU
Belonocnema kinseyi is the source of this 1148-nucleotide messenger RNA. Its product is annotated as DNA repair protein XRCC3. Bases 243 to 1121 code for a protein of 292 amino acids. Lineage: Eukaryota; Metazoa; Arthropoda; Insecta; Hymenoptera; Cynipidae. Gene Ontology annotation, biological process: t-circle formation; telomere maintenance via recombination; double-strand break repair via synthesis-dependent strand annealing. The record is from RefSeq and is a predicted model, not a curated record. The transcript is spliced from 6 exons. Gene Ontology annotation, molecular function: ATP binding; ATP-dependent DNA damage sensor activity; four-way junction DNA binding. Gene Ontology annotation, cellular component: Rad51C-XRCC3 complex; replication fork.